AUGACGUCCCUUGUAACAAUUCCAAGUCUAAUACAACCUGUACUCCUGCUCGCCGCCGCACAUCAUGCCGUCGCUGCUCCACUGCUCCAGUCAUCUCAGCGCCUCGCACGAAGAGACGACGACGGGGGGUCGAAUGCUGUACGCAUAGCGGUCCCUAUCGUCGUUGUAGUCGGCCUUGUAGUCGUUGCACUCAGCGUCCGCUUUCGGACACAAAUCGGCUCUGGCUUCAAACGACUAUUCAAUAACCGUGUGGUAGCUCCUGCGACGACGACAGCACGCGCAAGCGAUGGCCCCCGCGAGCUCACCGCGGCUGAGAUGACCGGGACACCCGCACCAGCGGUGACGACCCGGCGACCAAGGCGUAACCGCCGCACACCCAGCCAAAUGUCGACCACAUCCCUGCCCGUCUAUGCCAAAGAGGCGGGUGACCACGAAUUGGUUAUCAUCCAAGGUUCGCAAGAGCUCGAGGACGAACCUGCCGCAACGGCACUCAUCAUGCCUGCUGUGGAGGAGGGCGAAUCUGACAGUGGCCAUUCUCAUGAUCCUCAACGUGCACGAUCACACUCCCGCGAGUCUUCCUACGUGAACGUCGAGUCCGGAGCUCACGCAUCUACACCUUUACUUUCUGACGACGAAAACAUUAACGACAACAGCCAUCAUAAUAACGCCUUAUCACCCCUCACGACCACCGCCGCGCGUGCUACCAACUCGAGCAAUACCAAUCUGCUCUCUUCGGAGCCCGAGCAAGGCGGUAACGACCCGCGUGGCGAAGCUCCGCCAUACUUCGAGGUGCUCGACAGCCCUGACGGCCUCCAACGUAUUGAUACUCACGACACCCUACCCAUCGCUCCUGCCUUGACACGCUCGUCGGAGGACGACCGAGUAGCACCUCUGCCCGAGACCACCGCUGCACCUGCUACCGAGACCGUGCGACGUCGGUCAGUCUUCCGCGGAUUGAUACACGCUCUCAACCCGCUUGCACGUCAUGACGACCAACCGACGUCGCAACCUACGGACUCGGAAGCGCAACAGCAGGAGCAACCUAACCCUCCGCGGGCCUCAACAUCCCGUUUGAGCACCCGCCAGAAUGUUACAUCUCAUCGCCCUUCGCAGUCCACUGGCUCUGUCUUCAGCCUCGCGUCAUCCGGUUUCCAUCGAACAACGUCGCGUGUGUCUAACGCCGGCCCGUUGACGUCCCCGUCCAUGCUGUCCGUCCACUCUAUUUCGGCGCCGCUCACGCACACCGCGGUGCGCACCGACAUCGUCUACCCGCGCACGGGACCUACAGCGGAACAGAUCAAGUACAUCUCGUCCCGCGAGGCCGUGGCCAAAUUCGGUGUGCCCUUUGGUGACGCUGCCGUGGCAUAUCAUCAUGCCAGCUCAAGUCGUGUGAACCUUGCUGAGCCCGUUCCGGAUUACGAGGAGCGUCCGAGCAUAGACUCGCGUCGGAGCCUUGACACUCGCCGUAGCAUCGAUGGCUUGCCGAGUCCGAGCAGUGCCGCCCGCGAAAGUCCGACUCUCAUGCGCCCGCGCUCGCACCUGAACAACGUUGCGAAUGCGGAGUCCCAGGACUUGACUUCCCGUGCUGACGUUUCGACCUCUACCUCAGCGCCGAGUAUGUCUCCGGACGCGAGCUUAGACACAGGAGCCCCGACAGACACUCCCGAUACAUCACUGGAAUCUACGGCACCCGAAACCAGCGAUGAGAAGGAAGCCGACGACUUCAUGCCCUCAACCCCGCACAGGAAGGACGCCACAAUCAGUGGGCGUUCCACCAUCGGGCGCUCAUCCGUCAUGACCGUCAAGGGUCACCGCGCUGAGUCUACGGAUGGUACAAUUACCCGUGCAUCGACCAUCACUGUGCGCGCUCCGAAAAUGGAGGCACAGGCUUCGAGCUCAUCUACCUCAACCAUCCCUGCGACACCUGAACUCUCACCCUCAACUUCUGCGACCUCACCAACGCCAACUUCUCCCGCUGACAAGCACAUUCCUGCCCCCAUUUCUGUACCCUCCGCCGCGAUCCCCACCUUCACCACAACCCCUGCGCAAGCCCUUGGGCCGCGCAAAUCCAACCCUGUGCCAUCCAACGCCCCUCCGACUGCCUUCAAGGCUCCCUUGUCUGCGACGAUGCCCAACCGCCCAGAAUCCCGAACGGAUUCGAUCAACUCGGUCGCUACCUUUGCUACAGCGCAGUCGCAGUUCCCGCAGUCGGCUGUAGCGUCAGAGUUCGGCCAACUGGAUGGUCCUCGCACGGAUUCUCCCGCCGGGACGAUGACCUCCACUGAGGACGAGAUGGUGUCUGCACCUAGUACGCCGCGGAUCAACGCGACGACUAUAUCCGCAUAA
Molecule: messenger RNA, 2346 nt
Organism: Peniophora sp. CBMAI 1063
Lineage: Eukaryota; Fungi; Basidiomycota; Agaricomycetes; Russulales; Peniophoraceae
Source: the annotation of a GenBank genome assembly